GAGACAGCAUGUGAUACAUUACCGAAAUAAAUCUUCCUUAGCAAGUAUGCAACAUGUUAUGAUCGAAUCUAUCGUUCCAAUAAACCUGUGGCUUAGUAUUUGAUUUCAAAUUGCAUCGAUUCAUUUAUUAGCACGAAAACGAAUGAGAUGAUGUGUUGCAUACUAUGCUGAUAUUAUAGGUAUAUGAAAGAAAUUAAUAACAAAAUCAUAUAUGAAGAUGACCACCACGAUAGGAGACGUACAAACUCUGCAAACUUUAACGUCACACACCAGUGACGUUACGAGUAUUGAUUUUGCGAGCGAUUGCGUACUGGUAACUGGAUCUGGAGAUAAACGUGUCAGAGUUUGGCAAUGGCGAUUAGGCGAAGGGUACGUAGAGGCAUAUUUUUCGCCGUUGCAGGGGCACAAAUACGGAGUUACAUCUGUCAAAGUGAGCCCACAAUCGACGAUGCUAGCUUCGGCUAGUAUAGAUGGGACAACGUUGCUAUGGAAUUUACGAUUUUGGCAAUUCAUACGUCUGUAAGAUACAGAUUCCUAUAUACACACAGGAUCAAAAAUUCAUACGAUGGUUCAAGUAGGCGGAGAAACUGUAAGAGUUUGCAGAUUUUCGCCCGAUUCAACGUUACUUGCAACUGCCGGAGAUAAUGGACAGGUUUGUCUUUGGGAUUUGAUUCGACGCAAUCUAGUUAGAUAUUUUCAAAAACAUGAAGGUGCUGUGCAGAGCGUAUGCUUUUCACCGGAUACCAGUUGGUUAGUAACUACUUGUACGUUUGGUGUCAUGAAAUUAUUCGCCACCAGCGAUAUCAUCGACUCGUGCUUUACCGAUAAUCAAGCGAUUACUGCCCUCGCCUCAAUAGAUGAUGCUCAUGAUUUAGGUGUCGUAUCUUGCGACUUUUCAACCUGCCAAAAGAUUACAGGUAACGAACCAUUCACAAAAGUGUACCAACUAGUUACUUGCGGUAAUGAUCAUUACGUAAAAUUAUGGGAGAUAACUGUGAUACAGUCGAAAUGCGAAACAUCCACCGUGAAAAUAAGCCUGUGCAGAAUCAUGGAAAAACACAGUAGUGCUUUAACUUGUGUUUGUUUCAAUGCGAACGGAUUAUUCAUCGCUAGUAGUGGCCUCGACAAAACGGCGGUAAUCUGGGAAACGGAUACCGGAAAAGUUAUGGCGAUAAUAACAGGACAUAACAGAUAUGUAGCAUGCUGUGCGUUCUCGAGAGAUGGAAAUUUAUUAGCUACAGGUUCCAACGAUAAAUCCGUAAUUGUUUGGGAUCUUAAAGGAAACUUAUGCUUCGAUUCGGAACUCGCACGACGAUUUACACCUGCCUUAUUUUUAGAUAAUCACGAAGAGAGCGUCGAAUAUGAACAAACUGUAAUGAAAAACGCGGAAACAUCUGUUAAUGACGUUCAACUAAUUCAAAGAUUAGAAGAGCACGGUGGAGUAAUAAACAGCGUAGCUUUCUACGGAAAUCAUCUUAUCGCUUCUGGAUCUGGGGACAAGUUAAUACGAGUUUGGAGCAUUGAGACCGAAGAAGAAGCCAAUGCCGAAAUUAUUACGAAAUUUCAAGAGAAAUCUUAUAGCCCGUUGGAUGGUCAUAAAUAUAGUAUAAACCAUGUGGAAUUUAGCCCUUGUGGUCGUAUGCUUGCCUCCUGCUCCUUAGAUGGAACUGUUAUCAUCUGGGAUACCGAGAACGGUUCUCAAGCAAAAUCUUCCUUCGUGAAUUCGGGAUCCGGUAUCCGUGUUUGUCGAUGGUCACCGGAUGGUACUAAAAUUGCUACAGCUGGAGACGAUGAAAGGACUACAUUAUGGGAUGUGAAUAAUAUGGAGGAACUUUGCAUUUUCAGUGGUCAUGCCGAUGCAAUAAACGCGAUUGCCUUUACACAUGACUCUUGUUACUUGAUUACGGCAUGCAACGAAGGUACUUGGAGGCUGUUUCAAAUCAGUGAUAACAAAAAUUGUGAAGCGCUGAUUAUUUGUGGCGAAGCUCAUGACUUAGGCGUCCAAGGGUGUGAUUUUUGUCCAACAUCUAAUUUUAUAACUAAUGGAAGAAGUGAGAAUAUAAUUGCCAACAAAAAUUCUUAUCUAUUAGCAACUGGUGGCAAUGAUUCCUUGGUUAAGUUAUGGGAAAUAACAAUUGACAAAGUUAACGUAAUCUCAUCAGGUAGUAGUGGAAGCAGUAGCGGUGAUGUACGAUAUAAAGAAAGAAGAUCUUUCGCCGGACAUGGUGGCAAUGUGACUUGUGUUCGAUUUCCUCCGAUUCAAAGCGAAAUCUUAGGAAGCGUAGCUACUGAUAGAACGGCGCGUAUAUGGAAUGUAUACUCUGGGACGUGUUUAUACGUGCUAGAAGAGCAUGAAAGUCUUGUAACUGCCUGCGCUUUUUCGCAAGACACUUCUCUUUUUAUUACAGGUGCUCUAGAUAAAAUUGUCUUAAUCUGGAAAAUACCUCAACAGUUGAUUUCGCAAAAUAUAUUAAUAAAUAACUUAAAAAAUAACAGAAAAAGGGUUGCGGACUGGAAAAUCGAUGAUACGUUGAGAUGGUUGGACGAAAUAGGCUUAUCGAUAUUAAUUAAGAAAGCUAAUACGAUUUCUUUAACGGGACGACAUUUACUUUCCCUAUCGGAGAAUGAAUUAACAAACAGACUGGACAUAGAACAAGAUGAAGAGACAGCGGAAACAUUUAAAACACAACUGUACUGGUUAAAACGUGAAGACAAUAAUUCUUCAGAAAUCCCUAUAGACGAUAGCGAAAUAUCUCACGAAUUUUUAUGCCCUAUCACGCAUGAAAUAAUGAAAGAACCUGUCCAAUGUUCUGAUGGAUUUACAUAUGAAAAAGCUGCUAUAAAUGAAUGGUUUUUAUGUGGGAAAUAUACAAGUCCAAUGACGAACAAACCUCUUCGAGAUACUUCAUUUACCCCAAAUGUUAUACUCAGGAAUGCGAUAUACACUUUUCUUCAUGGAAAUCGACCAACUGAUGACAAUUAAGUGUUACAUCUAAUGGUGUGUAAACUAGAAUAUAAAAUGUAACUUCAAAGAAGCUUUUUUCUUUUUUCUUUUUAUAUAUCUACAUACUAUAUUAUACAUCCACCUGACACGAAUUUUUCUUACACUUGAGGUUAUGCACUCUCAUGAACGGGUAUAUGAAGUUUUAAAAGGAACAAAUAAAUACGCACAAAAAGUUGUUAACAGACUAAUCAACAAAAUCGAUAUAACAUAGCAAAUAUGUACGUACAUUUGUGAGAAUUUUGUAAACAUCUGCUAAUAAAUAUAUUAAUUAUAUAAA
This is a messenger RNA of Bombus huntii, 3281 nucleotides long. RefSeq names its product WD repeat, SAM and U-box domain-containing protein 1-like. NCBI's taxonomy places the organism in Eukaryota, Metazoa, Arthropoda, Insecta, Hymenoptera, Apidae. The coding region runs from base 566 to 2983 and encodes 805 amino acids. The record is from RefSeq and is a predicted model, not a curated record. The transcript is spliced from 19 exons. Gene Ontology annotation, molecular function: ubiquitin-protein transferase activity; protein binding. Gene Ontology annotation, biological process: protein ubiquitination.